Pipra filicauda (Wire-tailed manakin) is the source of this 1349-nucleotide messenger RNA. It is a transcript of the gene ZNF740, whose product is annotated as zinc finger protein 740. The transcript is spliced from 7 exons. Lineage: Eukaryota; Metazoa; Chordata; Aves; Passeriformes; Pipridae. Gene Ontology annotation, cellular component: nucleus. Gene Ontology annotation, molecular function: DNA-binding transcription factor activity, RNA polymerase II-specific; RNA polymerase II cis-regulatory region sequence-specific DNA binding. Gene Ontology annotation, biological process: regulation of transcription by RNA polymerase II. The coding region runs from base 258 to 872 and encodes 204 amino acids. The record is from RefSeq and is a predicted model, not a curated record.
CCGACAACUCCGUCCCUGCGGAUCCAACACCUCCCGCUUUGGGGGGUCCCGGCUUUGGGGGGGGGCCUGGACGAGUGUCCCCCCCCUUUCCUGAGCCCGUGGCCCCCCAGGAAGAGGAGGAGGAGGAGGAAGGAAUGGCGGCGCCGUGGCGGGUACUGGAGCCCGCCCAAAAAUCCAUAAAAAUUUACUGAUCCCACCUUUUCUGCCCCCAAAAGGAGCUUUGCCUGGGCGACAGUCAGGCCAAAGGCUCCCACACCAUGGCUCAGGCGAGUCUCCUGGCCUGUGAGGGGCUCUCGGGGGUCUGCCUGGUCCCCACAGUCGCCAGUAAGAAGAUGAUGCCCAAGGCUGGAAAACAGGACGGGAACCGGGAAAGAGGCUCCAGCCCUGACCUGCUGUCCCUCCGCCAAGACCCCGACAAGCCCCGCGCCCGCAAGGACGACGACACCCCCGAGGCCUCCAACCCCAAGAAAUCCAUGAAAAAGCGCCGCAAGCGGGUUCCCAGCGCCGAGGGACCCCCGAGCUCGUCCCGCCGCUCCCAGUCCCAGAUGGUGGUGAUCGAGCAAAACGGGUCCUUCCAGCUCAAGAACUUCAUCUGCGACCACUGUUUCGGGGCCUUUCGGAGCAGUUACCACCUCAAACGGCACAUCCUCAUCCACACCGGGGAGAAGCCCUUUGAAUGCGACGUGUGCGACAUGCGCUUCAUCCAGAAGUACCACCUCGAGCGGCACAAGCGGGUGCACAGUGGGGAGAAGCCCUACCAGUGCGAGCGCUGCAUGCAGAGUUUCUCCCGCACAGACCGGCUCCUGCGGCACAAGCGGAUGUGCCAGGGCUGCCAGGGCAAGAACCCCCCUGACUCCCAGCUCCUGCUGUGAAAUUCUGGGAAUUCUGGGGGUGCUGGAGGAAGGGGGAGCCUCCCUCCUGCACCCCCCACCCUCUGCAUCCUCUGCUUCACCCGGAUUUUUCACCCUGAGCUGAGAACUCCUAAAAAAACCUGGAGCGUUCCCAGUGUGAAAAACUCGGAUCUUUCCCACCCUUCUGGCCUAAAAACUGGGAUAAUGAGCCCAAAAAUCCUCCUGGAAUCUUCAAGCUGUGCCCUCCUCAUCGUUGGAUCCCUAAAUCCACCCCACAUUCCCCCAUAGGACAGACUGGGAGCCCCCAAACUGCCCCAAAUCCCAGCAGGUUUGGGGUACCUAGGGCACAGGUAGGAGGGUCCCGCUGGGAAUGACCUCUCCAAACCUGCUUUUUUGGGGGGAAAAAGGAGGAAAACUGAGGAUUUUGGGGGGUGUCUUGGCUUCGGGACGGUGGCAAAUUCCCCCUUUUUAUGGAAAACAUAAAAAGGCAGCACUUCC